GGCCCCAAAAUGUCUGUGCACAUCCCUGUUUGUGUGUAUGUGCAUUUAAGACUGGGUAAUUGUAUGUGUGUUUUCACAUACUUUUUUGCAAGUGUGUGUGUGUGUGUGAAUGUGUUUUCUGACCUGCAUGCGAGUGAGUGUUUGUGUGUGUGAGUUUGAGAUUCUGUGCAAGUCGCACAUAUGUCGAGUGUGUGCGAACCUGCGCGCAUGUGUGUGUCGGUGUUAUCCAAACAUGCUACACACGUGCGGCGGCUGGACAAUGGAGGGUGCUAGGGCGACACCCUUCCAUGCAUGGUCAUUGCCAUCCAACUAUCCAUUUUCCGUACUGCUCAUCCUCACUGGGGUCGCGGGCGUGCUGGAGCCUUUCCCAGCUAUCUUCGGGUGAGAGGCGGGGUACACCCUGAACUGGCCAAUCGUGUGAACUGUUGCGCAGUGCGCAUGGUUUGGCGACAGUUUUCCAUGAGUGGCCAAUCAAAAUGCACAGAAGCUUUCACUCACAAUGAAAAUACAUUUCUGGGUUUGCGAGCCAUGCCGCCGUGCGGCCUCGAGCCAUAGAAAUAGUAAAUAAAGCAUUAAAUAUUGUGUUUUACAUCAAUACAUAACUAUAUUCAUGGUGUAAUUUGCCUGUGGGUGAAAAAGCGAAGCUUAUGACCAGAAUGUAUGCGAAAGGUACGUACCCGCUAGGUAUGGUCAAAUAAAUGCAGGCAGUGAGACGCCUUUAAAAUAUCCCCACUCUAGCAUAUGUCCUCUCUCUUUAGCAACCCGCUUCUUCCUUAACUUCUUUUUAUGGUUUAAGAAAUGUGAUCAGGUACAAUAUACUGUAUGUACAGUACAGCAUCAAACGCAGGCUACACAGGCUUCCUCAGGGCAUCCAGAUAUAUGCUAUAGAGGAGAGAGGGGGACCUUGAUCAUUCUGUGAAUAGGUGUCAGAUGGACUUAAAAACGGCAGGGGCCCCACUGAUUGUGUAGUGGUACACUCGCCUGACUUUGGUGCAGGCAGCAUGGGGUCAGUUCCUACUCAGUGAGGGUGUGAAUGUGAGUGCAAAUGGUUGUCUGUGUCUAUAUGUGCCCUGCGACUGACUGGCGACCAGUUCGGGGUGUAGUCUGCCUUUUGCCCGUGUAGUCAGCCGGGAUAGGCUCCAGUGCCCCACGACCCUAACCAGGAUAAGCGGUGUUGAAUAUGGAUGGAUGGAUGAAUAUUUAAGUUUCUUCCAUUUUAGAAACUACAUUACAUCUCUCAUCCAAAGGGAACUAGAAGGACACUAGAAGGAGAAGAAGAUGUGUCUUACUAUCAAAGAUGUGAAAUGGUAAAUGUUAAAUGGACUGCACUUAUAUAGUGCUUUAGCUACACCAUCACAGUGCCCAAAGCGCUUUACAAAACCACAUUCGCCCACUCACACACGCAUUCAUACACACCAUGGGCGACUGCUGCCAUGCAAGGCGCUGCCAGGCCCACUGGGAGCAAAUUAGGGUUCAGUGUCUUGUCCAAGGACACUUCGACAUGCGGACAGUCAGAGCCGGGAUUCGAACCAGUUACCCUUCGGUUACUGGACGACCUGCUCUACCUGCUGAUCCACAGCCACCAAAGGCCCAAACUUCCCGUUGAUUGACUGUGAACAGGUGCGAAAGCGACUGAAACCCCAGGAAUAGAAACAAAUGGAGAGACAGUUCAAUUGCACGGUAAAAGAUGACAUUUAUCACAGCUAUCCGACACAUUGGGGUAUAUUUGAGAUCAUUUAGCUUUGGAAUAAUGAAUCCUAAAUAUCACCUUAAAUUGUAUGAGUAAGACGUGUACAAGAUGACCUUGUACGAAAAGAAUGAAGGGCAGCAUUCCACCAACCGUUUUUAAGUCAGUCCAAGUUCGGCCUCCCACGCCCCCUUGAUUCGAUCAUCAGGGAUGCUAUCCAAAAUGAGCAAUUCACUGUAUACCUUUGAAAUCUCUGACUUUUGAAAUAGAUCUAACUGAAAGAGUUCUUCCCAUACCUGAGUCGGUGGUAAUUUAGGAAAGCUUGGGAACAAUGAUUGGACCGAAAAUUUCGAAAGAGUUGGGAAGCCGAGAGACCAAACUCAGCCGAGAGGUCGGCAAACCUACUAAAAUCAUCAUUCCUAUAUACAUUUGAAAAGAUUUCAGACCCUUAUCAUGCCAGGCUGAGAAGCCAAUCCAAUAGCAGCGUUUGAAUAACUGGUUUCUCAUUAACGGAUCCGAAGCAGACAGGAGGCUAAACUUAAAGUGUCUCCUGAAUUGGUACCAGAUUUUGCGAGUAGAACAUACAACCAGAUUUUGUGUCAGACAGAAAAGAGGAAGCGAGCAAGGCUGGUAGAGAAGACGACAUACAGGAUUUGGAUACAAAUUUGCACCAAAGCGGAUUUGCCGACGCAUACCAGUAUGACAUUUUAUGAAUAUGAGCAGCUCAAUAAUACAAUUGAGAAUUUGGUGAUGACAACCCUCCAUUGAACUUCCACCUUUUGAAGCACCGCUUUACGUAUAGGUACUUACCCUUCUAGCAAAAGAUUGAUAUUGUUUGGUGUAUCUUUUUAAAGAAUCUUUUCAUCAAAAGAAAAACAGGUCGACAAUGAAAGAGAAACAAAAAUGUAGGCAAGAUGUUCAUCUUGAUCGUAUUAAGCCUCCCAAUCAGAGACAAGGGUAGAUGCUCCCAUCUCUGAAGGUCGGAUCUAAGGUCAGUCAUUAAGGGGGGCAAAUGAGUAGAAAAAAGAGAAGGGAUGGUUCUGGUUAUAGUCACUCCCAAAUAUUUGAAGCUAGACGGACCCAAUUUAAAAGGGAUAUCAGAUUGAACUAAUUGAAGUGCCGACUGAUUGAUAGGUUAACAUUCACUCUUGGAGACAUUUCACCCUGUAGCCCGAGAAUGAUCCAAAUCGCGCAAGUAAAGCCACUAUACAAGGAUCAGAAACGUAUAACAUUAAGUUGUCAGCAUGAAGCCAUCAUUUCAGUCCUAUUCCUGAUUUUAUGACCCCAUUAAAUGUAGGAGAGGACUUCAAAUAAAUCGACAGCUGCUCGAUUGCUAUUGAAAAUGACAGUGCAGACAGAGGAUUAGUCCGUGAUAUUGGGGGAAAAAUGCAUUGAAAACCAUGAGUGUAUAUAUACAAGCUUGUGGCAAAGAGUACAUGUAUUUAACGUUUUUAGUUAGUUUUUAGGCUUUUUAUGUACACAUUUCUGUGCAAUACAUUUCAUCAAAUCAUCAUUUUAGUGCAGUUUUUGUUUUCCUGUAUUCAAACACAGUGUUAAUGUUCAAAAUGCACAUCAUGUUACAGUGGCUUAUAGUAGGAAAUAUGCUUUUUUUUUUUGUCUGCAUUUUUCGAUGAAGACUGGAAAAUAAACAUUUUGAAAACCACUGCAAUAUUCUACACAUAUGUAUAUGUGGAGCUGCCAGUGCUCCACACUCCUCAUGACAAUCGUUGUAUGCGCUUUUCUCAAUCAUCCGCUUUGUGCGAGGGAGACCCUCCCACUGACGUCAGACGACAGGUGGGGGCGGGGCGUGCGCAGUGACGUAACCAGAUGCAGCAGCAACCCCUUUAAAAGGCUCGCGCUGGCCGCCCGGCAGCCCACAGGAUCAGGAGCAGGAUCAGCCAACCCCCACUCUCUCUCGUGCGCGUUCCGGUCAAGACCCCCUCCUCCCCCCCACGACCACCCUCCCUCUCUGCUUGGACUGGAAGGAGGACUCGGCGACCCCAUGCUCGUCGGGCGGUGACCCCCAACCCCGACGCCCCCCUCAGCCGAUGCGAUUCUUCAAGCUGACGUUCAAGUGUUUUGUGGAUUGUUUCUGACCGUCGACGUCGGAACACUUUGGACGUUUUAUUUGCGUUUGAUUUUUAUUUUUAUUUGUACUUUUUUUUUUUUUUUUUUUUUUGGAGGGGACAGGGGGAACAUUAAGAAAAACAGACCAAAAAACGCUUUGGGCUAUUUUGGAGCGAGCGCCUUUUUGAUUGAUGGACAGGCAGACUGCGUGCCCCCUCCCCUCCUCCUGCUCGCUGCUGCCCCCGGAGGAGGCCAAGAGGAGUCACCUCGGCCAGGGGGGGCUGAUGGCGGCCGGGCCGGACGGACCCGGUUCCGAGGGCUGCAAGAAAGGCGGCGUAGUCGUGGGUCCUCCUCCGCCGCCGCUGGUGCGUCAGGAGCGCGAGACGUGGAGCAGACAAAUGGACUUCAUCAUGUCGUGCGUGGGCUUCGCCGUGGGCCUGGGAAACGUGUGGAGGUUCCCCUACCUGUGCUACAAGAACGGAGGAGGCGUCUUCCUCAUCCCUUACCUGCUGAUCGUCUUUGUGGGCGGGGUGCCCAUCUUCUUCCUGGAGAUUGCGCUGGGUCAGUUCAUGAAGGCGGGAAGCAUCAAUGUGUGGAACAUCGCACCGUUAUUUAAAGGUCUGGGCUACGCGUCCAUGGUGAUGAUGUUCUUCUCUAACACGUACUACAUCAUGGUGCUGGCAUGGGCUUUCUACUACCUCAUCAAGUCGUUCAACGCCACCCUGCCGUGGUCCACGUGCGACAACGCCUGGAACAGCAACUCCUGUGUAGACGCCUUCAGCUUGCACCACUGCAACAAUGCCAGUGACAACGUCGCCGGCGGAAACCUCACCUGCGCCCAGCUGGCCCACGCUGUAUCGCCCAUCAUCGAGUUCUGGGAGAACAAGGUUCUGAACAUCUCAUCGGGGUUAGACGAUCCGGGUCACGUCAAUUGGGAGUUGCUGUUGUGUCUGAUCACCGUGUGGCUGCUCGUCUACUUCUGUGUGUGGAAGGGCGUCAAAUCUACUGGAAAGAUUGUGUACUUCACGGCCACCUUCCCAUAUGUGGUACUGAUCAUCCUGCUGGUCCGUGGAGUCACACUUCCCGGUGCGUUCGACGGCAUCAUGUAUUACAUCAAACCUGAUUGGUCCAAGCUGGAGGAGGCUCAGGUGUGGAUCGACGCUGGCACGCAGGUCUUCUUCUCGUACGCCAUCGGUCUGGGAGCGCUGACGGCUCUGGGCAGCUACAACCGCUUCAACAACGACUGCUACAAAGACGUCUUCGUGCUGGCGCUGAUUAACAGCGGGACCAGCUUCUUCGCCGGCUUCGUGGUCUUCUCCAUCCUGGGCUUCAUGGCGGCCGAGCAGGGCGUGGACAUUUCGCAGGUCGCCGAGUCAGGUCCUGGUCUGGCGUUCAUUGCAUAUCCGAAGGCAGUCAGUUUGAUGCCGGUGGCUCCGUUGUGGGCCGGGCUCUUCUUCUUCAUGCUGCUGCUGCUUGGUCUGGACAGUCAGUUUGUCGGCGUCGAAGGUUUUGUGACGGGCAUUCUGGAUCUGUUCCCCGGAAAAUACGAGCACCGCUACAAGAGGGAGCUCGCCGUAGCCCUCUGCUGCUUCCUGUGCUUCAUCAUCGACAUCUCCAUGGUGACACAGGUCAGUGGUCGCCACUUGCACGUCAGCCUCUUGGCGGGAAUCGAACCGCCGACUCUGUUGCGCUUCCAGGGAGGAAUGUAUGUGUUCCAGUUGUUUGACUACUACUCGGCCAGCGGGAUGACGCUCUUGUGGCAGGCCUUCUGGGAAUGCGUCGUGGUGUCCUGGGUCUACGGCGCUGACCGCUUCAUAGACGACGUGGCGCGCAUGAUUGGCUACAGGCCGCUGCCCUGCAUGAAGUGGUGCUGGUCCUUCAUCACGCCGUGCGUGUGCUUGGGCAUCUUCCUGUUCCACCUGGUCAACUACAAGGGGCUGACAUACAACAACACGUACGUGUACCCGUGGUGGGGUGAGGUGAUUGGCUGGUGUCUGGCGCUGUCGUCCAUGUUGUGCAUCCCGCUCGGUCUACUCUACAAACUCUUCCGCGCCAAAGGCUCCUUCGCACAGCGCUGGGCCCGCCUGACCAGCCCGGUGUGGGGAGGGCACCACCUGGAGUACAUGGCGCCCGACGUCAAGCCGCUCAGCUCGUUGUCGCCCGCCGGCGAUGACAACAAAGUUAUCAUCUUCGAGAGCGUCAUGUGACCCCCCGAACACUCGCCAGCUCGCUCGCACUUUAUCACGCUCGUCUUCCUGUCUGACCCGCCAAAAUACGAACACUGUGACGCAUCAGGUCCCGUUCCAAAGUCAGGACCGGAGCCCAACCUCUCCAGCCCCGGCAGCACAGGAAGACAGACGAGCGGUCGUGCGGGUUGCCUUAUGCUGUUGUCUUAAUGCCAUUCGUUGUUCACCAGCCAAUCUCUGGACUUUUAUUCUGUUGAGACGAAGAAGUGGGUCUCAUUUUCAUGCUGUAUGUGAUGCGGAUUUUUCAGCGGUGCUUUUAUUUUGGCUUUAACACUGACUAAAGGGAAUUUUGGUGUUGUUUUAAAGGAGACAUACCCCCCCCCCCCCCAAUUUAAAAGCGUUCCCAUGUUUUAAUAACUAUUCAUACUAUUAUACUAUUCAUAACUCCGCAAUGAAGAAUAUUUUGACAGCAUUUUUAUUGCUAUGCUGAAAUGUUCUCGUUCUGUUACAUCACUCAAAGCAGCGCCCAUUGAGACUCCGUUGCUCAUCACUGGCAGAUGCAGCAUUUCAUCAUCAAGCCACCGACAGAGCACCUGUCAAUCAAUGUGGUGGUGCGGCGCACGACAUGGCCAAUCACAAAGACUCCCCACCCCCACGUGAACAACGUUAUAACCGUACAUCGUUGCAACAUCAGAAGCCAUUGUUUUUCUGGUAACACUGUUAGCCAACACUGCAGCUCUGCUUACCUCUUGGCUAUGACAUGAUUGUGCUUAAGCCAAAGUGGUUAUUUGGCUCUGGACCAGGGGCACCAUCAAGCCCCACGACGAUUGGGAUCGUCUGCAGAAAAGGUCGAUCAGCAAGUUUCAGCCACCCCAACCACCGUCGAAGAUUGGCUUCAGCUACCCCAUCAAAACAUUUCUGGAGGCGCCCCUGCUCUGCACCUUGGUCCAGCCAAGUGGCCAAGUCAAUGGCUGACAAACUUGGUGUGGGAGUGGGCGUUCUAUUCAUUAACCCCAUUAUUUGCCAAAAGUGGGGUGAAAAUACAGACAGGCUUGCCCAAAGACACAUUUGAAAAAAAUAGGCAAGAUCAUUCAAUUUUAUUUCACACAACUAUUUGGAUGCAAACAAAGGGUCUCUUUUCCAUGUCUCCUUUAACACUGACUCAAAGGGAUUUUUUUUAAUUUGUUUUAAAUGUUUUUCUUUUCUAACAUUCAAAGUGUGGAAAACCUUUCAGUGUUUGAUUCUUUAAAGCUGAAAAUUAAUGUUUUGGUAAAUCAACACCAAAAUCGAACUCUCGCAAAUACGGACGAUGUAGGAUCUACUUCCAGGCAGGGAACCAAUCAACUGAGUCGCCUCCCCACAUGCUUCCGGUCGCCUUUUGCUAAUAGAAAUUAUGUCACAGAUGAUGUCAGCAUGUAGCAGUAUUUUUUUGUUGGGAGACAUUUUACAUAUUGCAUAUACAUGCAUACAUGUGAAAAGCUGUAAAUAGUAAUGCUGUUGUUUAACUGUGAAAAUGUGACUGUCAGAAAGUGGCGUUUAACCCUACUGUUUGUCAGGAAGAGCAAUAAUGUUGCUGGGGCAUGCUAAUUUCCCUAAAGUAACGAAUGCAAUAAAUAAAUAAAAUAAAACAA
This is a messenger RNA of Phyllopteryx taeniolatus (common seadragon), 7571 nucleotides long. It is a transcript of the gene slc6a8, whose product is annotated as solute carrier family 6 member 8. The record is from RefSeq and is a predicted model, not a curated record. The transcript has 12 exons. Gene Ontology annotation, cellular component: membrane. Gene Ontology annotation, biological process: sodium ion transmembrane transport. The coding region runs from base 3946 to 5961 and encodes 671 amino acids. NCBI's taxonomy places the organism in Eukaryota, Metazoa, Chordata, Actinopteri, Syngnathiformes, Syngnathidae.